GAUCCUGAGUACGUUCACAUCCCAGCAGUGGAAGCAUCUCAGUAAUGAGUUCCUGAAGGCCCAGCAGGAGAAGAGACACAGCUGGUUCAAGGCCGGGGGAACCAUCAAGAAGUUCCGCGCAGGACUCAGCAUCUUCUCUCCCAUCCCCAAGUCCCCAAGCUUCCCUCUGAUCCAGGACACGGUUCUGAAGGGGAAGCUGAGUGUUCCAGAGCUGAGGGUGACCCGGCUCAUGAAUCGCUCCAUCUCCUGCACCAUGAAGAACCCCAAGGGGGAGCUGUUCAGCUACCCCUCCAACAGCCAGACUGUGGCUGUCCCGGCGGCCAGGGCCCCAGCGCAGAUUACCACGAGGCAGCUGAUUGAAUUGUUUUUCUCAUCCCAGGCGGGCGGCCACUGCAAGAACAUCCCUACCUUGGAAUAUGGGUUCUUAGUCCAGAUAAUGAAAUACUCGGAGCAGAGGAUCCCCACUCUCAAUGAGUACUGUGUGGUCUGUGACGAGCAGCACGUCUUUCAGAACGGAUCCAUGUUGAAGCCGGCUGUGUGCACUAGAGAGCUGUGUGUGUUCUCCUUCUACACUCUGGGUGUGAUGUCAGGAGCAGCAGAGGAGGUGGCCACUGGAGCAGAGGUGGUGGAUCUGCUGGUGGCGAUGUGUCGGGCUGCUCUGGAGUCUCCUCGUAAAAGCAUCAUCUUUGAGCCCUACCCGUCUGUGGUCGACCCCAACGAUCCUAAGACUCUGGCCUUCAACCCAAAGAAGAAGAACUAUGAGAGAUUGCAAAAAGCACUGGACAGUGUCAUGUCCAUCCGGGAAAUGACCCAGGGCUCAUAUCUGGAGAUUAAGAAACAGAUGGACAAACUGGACCCUCUGGCCCACCCUCUACUGCAGUGGAUCAUAUCCAGUAACAGAUCCCAUAUCGUCAAGCUGCCUCUGAGUAGGCAACUGAAGUUCAUGCACACAUCCCACCAGUUCCUGUUACUCAGCAGCCCGCCUGCCAAGGAGGCACGCUUUCGCACCGCCAAGAAGCUCUACGGCAGCACAUUUGCCUUCCAUGGUUCCCAUAUAGAGAACUGGCACUCCGUUCUGAGAAAUGGACUAGUCAAUGCCUCUUAUACCAAACUGCAGCUGCAUGGUGCAGCCUAUGGAAAGGGCAUCUAUCUCAGCCCCAUCUCCAGCAUUUCCUUUGGAUACUCAGGGAUGGGUAAAGGACAGCACCGCAUGCCCACCAAAGAUGAGCUGGUGCAGCGCUAUAACCGUAUGAAUACCAUUCCACAGGUACAGUGUCUGAUGAGCCGUCCUAUCCAGUCAAGGUUUCUCCAGAGCAGGAAUCUAAACUGCAUUGCCCUUUGUGAAGUGAUCACAUCCAAGGACCUACAGAAGCACGGCAACAUCUGGGUGUGUCCUGUGUCCGACCACGUCUGCACACGCUUCUUCUUCGUGUACGAGGACGGCCAGGUAGGAGAUGCCAAUAUCAACACCCAGGAGCCCAAGGUGCAGAAGGAGAUCAUGCGUGUGAUCGGCACCCAGAUCUACGCCAGCUAAUGCAGGCUCCCCGGGGGUCCUUGGAGGAACAGGUCUGUACUGCAGAUAGACAGACAGACAGAACUAUAGACAUAAAUACAGACAGACAUUUGGGAAACAAACUCAGACCAGAUGAGGGAGGCUGAUGAUCUUUACGCAUCAUAUCUACGGUCUCUUUUCCUUUCCUUUCCUCUCUUUUUAUUCCUCUGCUUUCUGUUCUCCCUGUGUCUGGCUAGCAUGUGUAAGAUCAUAUGCUCCAGUGAGCCACACCCGUGGGCUAGAUAGAGCUGGACAACACAGGGAUGAAGCAAGGAAACCUUAGCUGGACUGGCUUGCCACAUAUACACACUCUGAGCUGAACUGCACAAACACACACACGCACGCACACACACACACACACACACACACUUCCCUUUCAGCCCCUGGUCUCUCAUUUCCUCCUGAGCCACUGUCAGGCCUCAUCCAUUUUAUUUUAUCAGCUGCAAUUUUGAGAAUCCUUUGGACUAUGUAUCUAUAUUCAUCAGUUCUCAUUGUGAAUAUCUAGAAGAAGAACAAAGAAUCAUUCCAAAUGUUUAUUACGUCCCUCUGUGGGUAUUGAAUGAUGGAUCUACAUGCAUAUAUACGUUUGUUAUUUUAUUGUGUUUGCGAAGGCAUUAUCUCAGUGAUCCGUUUAUUUAAUAUUAUUUGACUAAUUACAUAAAUUAAAGGGCCAAGAUGCAAUUAUCUCCCGGGGCAAAGCACUGUUCUACCAUGCCUCGUCAUGUAGUGGAUCAGUUUGUCUUCAGUUACCUCAGACAGAGGGACCUGAAGCCCUCUGGUUGAAUAACAUGAUCAUAUGUUACAUACGAGAAUCCAGCACUAACUAAUAUGCUAACAGUCUGUCAGGAGAUACUAGUCACAGACAGACACAGACACAGCCUGCUCCCUCUGUAGACUAAAGGCUUCUCUUGUCUUCUCCUGAUGUUUCAUUUAGGGAAAUUAGACCAGACAGUCAGAAUGAUAACACAGAGAGUACUUGUGCCCUCUAGACUGCUGAAUCUGAGAGAGCAUGAUGUAAAACCCAUAGCAACACUCUUCUUAGAGAAAUCACACUGAAAAGAGGAGCUGUUCUACCAUGGCCAUAGACUUAUCUUUGUGACUUUCUCCAUAAAGUACAGGACAUCCCAUUCUUAGAGAGACUAGGGCAGUAACCCCAGAUGAAUCCAUGCCCUACAGCCCAAUAUCCCUCCCUACCCAGAGGAGAUAUAAUACAUGGAGAUAUUAUAUGGCAAUGGCUCUAUUCACAGGACACUGGAUGUUGUUCAAGUGCUUUACUUACAUCUUUAUGGUUUACCUUUGGGAAUGGCUACAUUGUGUUUAAUUUACCCUGUUUAUCAAUUAGUUGUAUGUAUGUGUGGGUUAUUUGUAUUUUCUGUACUAUUGUACAUUAUACUGGACAUUGCACUUAUUCAACAUUUGCCUAGCCCAGAUAAAAUGUGUGUUCUCUCUCUCUCUCUCUCUCUCUCUCUCUCUCUCUCUCUCUCUCUCUCUCUCUCUCUCUCUC
Coregonus clupeaformis (lake whitefish) is the source of this 3056-nucleotide messenger RNA. Its product is annotated as protein mono-ADP-ribosyltransferase PARP6. Gene Ontology annotation, cellular component: membrane; nuclear envelope; endoplasmic reticulum tubular network. The record is from RefSeq and is a predicted model, not a curated record. Lineage: Eukaryota; Metazoa; Chordata; Actinopteri; Salmoniformes; Salmonidae. Gene Ontology annotation, biological process: endoplasmic reticulum unfolded protein response. Gene Ontology annotation, molecular function: NAD+ poly-ADP-ribosyltransferase activity; kinase binding; protein serine/threonine kinase activator activity.